AGACCCAAAACAGUACCCGUAUUUUCCUAAAAGAAGGAUUUGCAGGGAGGGCGCAACUUGAUUUGCCUUUCCCGUGGCCCGAGGGUGGCCGGGCUGGUUGUUGGGGUGGAGGAUUGGAACAAAGAGCCUCUCCUUUCCUCUUUCCCCUACAGCAGCAUAUUUGCAACAAAGAACAUCUUGUGUGGGGAGGCAGGCAGGAAGAAAGGGAAGAAGGGAUGCAGCAUUAAUAUUCCCUUCAGGACUCGUGGCUGGAAUAAAUUCCGGGACAGCAAGAAGAGGAGACGGCAGCAACAAAGGAUCCGGCCAGAGAUCCCACCCUGCACUUGAGAGAAUUAUGUUCCGGUUCAUGAGAGAUGGAGAACCAGAGGAUCCGAUGUUUGUGAUGGACCCUCUUGCCAUCCACCACCAGCAUGUGAACCGCGUGCUCUCAGGUGGCUUUGGUUACAGUCCCUUCCUCAGCAUUGGCAAUGGAACCAUACCUGGAACACGUCAAACCAGCCGAAGAAUGCCGGCAGGAACUGUUUCCCCCUUUGGGAUGGUAGGAAUGGCAGGUGGUUUUAUGGACAUGUUUGGAAUGAUGAACGACAUGAUUGGAAAUAUGGAGCACAUGACGAGUGGUGCCAAUUGCCAGACGUUCACUUCCUCAACUGUCAUAUCCUACUCGAAUCUGGGGGAUGGCCCCAAAGUCUACCAGGAGACCUCGGAGACACGCUCUGCACCUGGUGGGAUCCGGGAGACGAGGCGGACAGUGCGAGACUCUGACAGCGGCUUGGAGCAGAUGUCCAUUGGGCACCACAUCCGGGAACGUGCACACAUCAUGCAGCGCUCACGCAACCAUCGCACGGGGGACCAGGAGGAGAGGCAAGACUACAUCAACCUGGAUGAGAGCGAUGCGGCAGCAUUUGAUGAUGAGUGGAGGCGAGAGACAUCCCGCUUCCGGACACAGAGAGGGCUGGAUUACAGGCGUCACGAGGGGAGCAACAGUCGCAGGGCUGAGGGGACCCGCCUUGCUAUUCAGGGACCUGAGGAGUCUCCGACCAGACAGUCGCGCCGGUAUGACUGGUGAAUCCAGAGCAGACUUAAGGGGGGGUGCGAUGCGGUCACCCCCAAAUCUACCUUCAUGCUCUUGUACAGACAGUGAAACUCUGAUGGUGAAGCCCCUACAAAACAUCUCUUGGACCUUCCUCAAGUUGAAUACUAGCCUUGUGCCCCUCUUAAAAUUUAAAUUAAGCGACUAACUCUCUCAGCACAGUAUAGAGCAGGUGGCCAAGGGGAACAUGAAGGAUCUUGUCCAUGAAUGACACAUCUGCUUUACUUUGUUUUUCCUCUAACUCCUCCCUGCCCCCCACUGAGCUCCCCAAUCCCUCCCCUUCGUGUUUUUGGGGGGAUGCAGGAAUAUUCUCCUGGAGUUUUGCCAUCCCCUCUGUAUUUCCUACUCCAAGUUUGGCUGGUUCUGGAAAUUAUAUUUAAUCUAUCUACCCACCUCAAGUGGCAACCAUGUAACGAAGUCUGUUGAUCUGCUAUUAGUCUGAAGCACUUGGAAAAUAACCUUUGGUCACCUUUGCUCUCAGUCUGCCUGCCCCGGAAAAACGGGGCAUGUAUGAAGGGGUGCAAGGGAUCGGGUGAGGUGUAGACAAACCAAACAGGCCUACCUCUCUGCCCCAACCCUGUCAGCUCCCCAUCUUAUAAAAUUUGAUUUUGUGAAACUUGUAACUAGAUGUUUACUGAAUUGAAUAAAGAAAUGGAACCUGUAAAGCAA
This is a messenger RNA of Varanus komodoensis (Komodo dragon), 1759 nucleotides long. It is a transcript of the gene MLF2, whose product is annotated as myeloid leukemia factor 2. Gene Ontology annotation, biological process: regulation of DNA-templated transcription. NCBI's taxonomy places the organism in Eukaryota, Metazoa, Chordata, Lepidosauria, Squamata, Varanidae. The transcript is spliced from 9 exons. Gene Ontology annotation, cellular component: cytoplasm; nucleus. The record is from RefSeq and is a predicted model, not a curated record. Bases 335 to 1066 code for a protein of 243 amino acids.